This is a messenger RNA of Caenorhabditis remanei, 714 nucleotides long. RefSeq lists its product as uncharacterized. The transcript has 5 exons. Lineage: Eukaryota; Metazoa; Nematoda; Chromadorea; Rhabditida; Rhabditidae. The record is from RefSeq and is a predicted model, not a curated record. Bases 1 to 714 code for a protein of 237 amino acids.
AUGAAGACUUUGCGCAAAGUCUCCGUCGUCAGUCUUCUAUUCUACGUGUUCAUGCUCGCAGGCCAUUGCCUUGGUGAAGAGCCAAAACGUUAUCCGGCGACCUCUGCAGUUGUCACCAACAUCGCCUACUUCCACUUACUUGACUGUUUUGCAACUGCCAACCACACCAAUCCAUUGAAUAGCUUGUUGAGAUUGAGUCUUGAUGAGUCUCUGUUUCUUCCCGCGAAAAAACGUGCCAGUGAGUGUCCGAAGGAUCGUAAAACAACAAUUGCUCACAAUCUAACAGAAACAUUUUUUGUUAGUGAGAUCACUUCUAAUCAACUGAAUGCAAAGGCUCGUGAAAGAUAUCGUCAAGAUGCGGAUAACUUUCAGAAAGUUGAUGAUAUGGCUCGUAUAAUGCAUGCCGCCUACUAUACAGACCAAUUCGAUUUGGUUUUUGACAAGGAAACAGUCGGUGAGAAAGCAGACGUUGGUCAAGCAUUGGAUGGAACAUUCAGUUUCGGAUGUGAUAUGAGUGUUUGUAAGGAGGAUGGAAAGAAGAAAGGAGUCAUUGUGUGCCAUUUUGUUAGAGGAGUUCCAAAACCUAGAAGAACAAUUACGAAGGCAGAAGCCGACAGACGUCGUGCAUUGGAGUAUGGUCACUCGUCUGCAAAUGGAUUACUUUCCUUUGGAUCCUUCUUCUCUGCAGUCAUUUUUUCAUUGGGAUUGUUCUGA